AUGCUCUUCGCCAUCUCCACGACGACGAGCGCGCUCGCGGCCGCGCCGACGCGCGUCCCCGCGAGGCGCCGCGCCGCUCGCGUCGCGACGACGACGACGACGCGCGCGACGACGACGACGACGACGACGACGACGACGACAUCGGAGGAUAACGCGUCGACGGCGUCGACGUCGCGCUUCCUCGCCGCCGCGCUCGCCGCCGCGACAAUCGCGACGACGGCGUGCCUCUCCGCCCCGGCGCCGUCGACCGCGAACGUCGGGUACGCGAACGACUGCGACCCGAUAUGCCACGUCCUGGACGACGGCGCGGCGAAGAGCAAGGCGCAGGAGGAGGCGUUCAAGAGGGAAGGGCCGCCGAUGGGCGACCUGAUGGCGCAGCUCCAGGCGCAGCGGAAGGCGGAGGAGGCGGCGGCGGCGAAGGCGGCGCCGAAGAAGGACGGCACGAAGUUUUGA
Micromonas pusilla CCMP1545 is the source of this 453-nucleotide messenger RNA. RefSeq lists its product as uncharacterized. The transcript has a single exon. Bases 1 to 453 code for a protein of 150 amino acids. NCBI's taxonomy places the organism in Eukaryota, Viridiplantae, Chlorophyta, Mamiellophyceae, Mamiellales, Mamiellaceae. The record is from RefSeq and is a predicted model, not a curated record.